AUGUUUUCAAAUAAAAAAAUUGUAGAAAAUAUAAUUAAUUGUUUACCAAAUACUGUUGAUUUUGGUUUUACAACUGUCAAUAUUCGUUUCAUCAAUAAAACGAAUAAUUAUUUAAUUUUUACAUCACAAAAUGGAAUUGUUUUUCCUUUUUUAACAUCUGAUAAUCAUUAUAAAUGCUUACCACAUAUAAAAUUUCCAACUAAUUCUGGUAAAGUAACAAUUGUUAAAGUACAUGAAAAAUUAAACUGUAUUGGUAUCGGUUUUGAUAGUGGAAUAGUGCAUAUAUUAAAGUUAAAUGAUAAUUAUAAACAUUUGAAGAUUAAUAAAAUUCAUGAAGGAAGAAGUAUAAAUGAUAUAGUGUGGUCUAAUGAUGGAGAACAUUUAUAUGUUGGUGAUAAUUGUGGACAUAUAACAAUAAUUAUUAUUAACUGGAAUACAAAAAUUGUACAAUAUAAAUAUUUAUGUAUUGAUGGAAUGCCUAUUAUUAAAAUAAUAAUUAAUGAAAAAGAAGAAAAUUUAUUUUAUAUUACAAAUUAUUCAUUGGUAUGUUUAAAUUUAAAGAAUAAAAAUAAAAUUGAAAGAAAAGUUUUUGAUUUUGAAGAUGAUAGAGAAGAAUUAGAGUAUCGUGGAUUAAUUUUUAUUAAUUUUAUUAAAAGUAAUUUUUGUAAUGAAAUAAAUGUUAUUGAUAAAGAAGGAUUUGUUUAUAUUUUUGAAAUAUAUAGUGGAAAAUUAAAAAGACAAUAUUCAUUAGAAGGUUGUAAAAACAUUCAAAAUGGUUGUUUAAUAUCAAAUAAUGGAAUAAUUUUUAGAGAAAAUAAAUAUUUAAGAUAUUUUGUUUUUGAAGAAAUAAAUGGUGAAUUAAUAUUAUUUUUAAAUAGUAUAUGGAAUGUUGAAGAAUGUAAUCAUAUUUCUUCUAAACUUUUUAAUGAUUAUUAUGAUGACGAAAAUAUAUAUAAUAUAAUUGAUAUUUGUUAUCAUGAUAAUGAAAAAAUUUUAUUUUGUUUAAUAGAUCCAAGAAUGUGUAUUAUUUUUUCAGAAAAUUCAAAAAAUAAUUUAUUUAUGAACAAUUUAUACAUUCAAGAAAGUAAAAAAUCUGAAUUUAUACUAACAACAGAGAUACUUAAUUUUACUGCUUUAACAACAAAACAAUUUAUUGAUAAAAAAAUGCCUCAUGCUUUAGCUAAAUUAGAUAAAAUUAAGAAUGUAACAAGUGAAAAAGUUGUGGAAAAGUUUGAAGAAGCUAAAGAAGGGAAAUUAAACGAUUAUAUUGAAUUACCAGAUACAUCACUUAAAAUAAUAUAUCCAUUUAAUUUUUUUAAAAUAAUAAAUUACAAUAGAGAGGAUUACAAAAAUGUUUGUAUUACAAAAAAAUUAAUAAAAGUUAAAAGUUAUAAGAAACAAUAUAAACAGGUAACAUCAAUAACAUAUACAAAUGAAAAAUAUAUUGAAAAAGAAGAAGUUUUUUCAAAUCUUAUUAAAAUAUCUGAUGCAAUUAUCAAUAAUAGUCGUCCAAUAAAAAAUAAAUUAUUUAAUUUAUCAUAUGAAACAUCAAUAGAUAUAAAGACAAACUAUGAAUAUGAAUUAGAAUAUCAAAAAUUUUUAAUAAAAAAAUUACCAUUAAGUAUGGAAAUUAAAAAUAAUGUAGUAGAAGAAAAAUUUUCUCCUACUUCACUAAUUGAUAUAUCAUUACAUACAAUUAAACCAUUUUCAAUUUCAAUAAUAAAUAAUGAAGAUAAAACAAUUAAUUUAAUUAAUACAACAAAAUGUGAUAUAAAUAAUUAUAUUAAUUUAUCAUGUUAUUCAUCAUCUUGGAAUUUUUGUUCUUUUCCUUAUCAAAUUCAUUCAUUUACAAUAUCAUCAAAUUUUUUAAUAACAACAGCUAAUGAUGAAUGGAGAUGUGAUUUUAUAGAAUUAACAAAAGAUAAAAAAUGGAAAAAAUGUACUAAUUAUCCAGGUGAUAUUGUUAGAAGUAAUUAUUCAGGAACAUUAUUAUGGAAAAUAACUAAAGGAAAAGCUUUUUCACCAAAACAAGAUAUUCUUUUAAAUAUUAAUUGUAUUUUUACUAAUUAUUGUGACUGGAAAAAUCAAACACCAUAUGAUUAUAUUUAUGAUGUAUCAUUUAUGGAAAACGAUGGAUGGUAUCUAACAAAACAAGGUCCAUUUGUUAAAAUGAAUCUCCCUUCUAUGGGUAUUCUUUAUCAUGCUCCAAUUAAAUGUAAUAAAAAUAUUAUAUUUGAUAAAAUAUCUGCAUCAUCUAAUGGUGUAUGGAUUUUGUCAACAGGAAAAAAUACCAUUUAUGCUCGGGUAGGACUUCAUAAAUGUCAAAUGGGAGUUGAAUGGAUAAAAGUUAAAUCUAUUAAAAAAAUACCCUAUAAUAUCGUGUCAAUUACUUUGCAUGCAACAUUUGCUUUUGCUUUAGAUUCUUAUGGUUGUUUAUGGAUGUUACCGGAUGUUACUAAAAAGAAUGUCCUUGGUUCUAAGAAAGGAUGGUACAAAAUGUACUUUGACUUUAAUUUACCAAAAAAUACAAUCUUAAUGAGUGAUGUUAAUGUUUCAUGUAAAGGAAUCAUCAUUAAAAAUGGAUACAAGCUUUUUUAUACUUCCUCUGGAUUUAUCAAUGCUCAUCAAUUUUUUUCAUUUGAAAAUGAAGUAUCUUUUUAUGGUUUUAAAAGAAUAUCUAAUAUUUCUUCAAAUGAAAUAAUUUUAUUUCAUAAAAAUGGAGAUUUUUACAUAUUUAAUAUAUUAUAUAAAAAAUAUAAAAUUAUUAAUGUUAAUUUUAUUGAAAAUUAUAAUGAUAACAAUAAUAUUGAGAAAAAGAUGAUGUCUAACAACAAAUACAUAUUUUUUUUACAUUCUUCUGGUACCCUUUGGAUAUAUAAAAAAUCAUCUAAUUUUAAUUAUAUGUUUGGUGAUGAAUGGAAAUUAUUUCAUUUAUAUGAAAUUAUUGGUGAUGGUAAAAUGGUUACAGAUUUUACAUUAACAAAUAAUAUUUUAUUUUUUAUUAUUAAUAAUUGUUAUCUUUAUAAAUAUGAUUUAUUAACACAACAAACAUACUAUUUUACACAACUUCCUAAAGAAACAGAGAAUUUUAAUAUUUUUGUUUCAAAAACAGCUUCUAUAAUAUGGAUUGGUAAUAAAAAAAAAUACAUAUAUUAUUACUACUCAUUAAAAAAUGAUAAUUGGAUAAAAAUUAACAAUAAUAGUUAUGAUGAGUUAAUUUCAAAAAUAGUAAUUGGAAAUAAUAUUGUUUGGGGAUUAAGUAAAAAAUUAAGAUCACUAUAUUAUUUGGAGAAUUUUGAUGAGACUUCUAAUCCCAAAGGAGAUAAAUGGAGAAAAGUUAUUGAUAUUACAAUCUUAGAUAUUGCAUUAAAUUUAGAUGAUGGAAAUGAACUUAUAAUAUUAGAUAAAAAAGGAAUAUUAAAAAAACAUGAUAUUAUAUCAUUUCAUAUACCAUUCAAUGAAUCAUUGAAUUUUACAUUACCAUUAUCUGAAAAGUCAAUUAUUUAUCAAGAGUACAUCUCAUCAUUUAAUAUAAAUUCAAGUCCACUUAAAAAUAACAUUCAAUCACAAGAUAUUAAUAUUGAUGAUGAUACUUUAAAUUCUAUCUCCAUUAAUUCAUUCCUUCAAAUAGUACCAAAAUUUGCACGAAAAACUAUUUCUGGAGUUACUUCAAAGAUUUUUAACCAUUAA
Strongyloides ratti is the source of this 3690-nucleotide messenger RNA. Its product is annotated as WD40/YVTN repeat-like-containing domain-containing protein. The record is from RefSeq and is a predicted model, not a curated record. Lineage: Eukaryota; Metazoa; Nematoda; Chromadorea; Rhabditida; Strongyloididae. Gene Ontology annotation, molecular function: protein binding. The transcript has a single exon. Bases 1 to 3690 code for a protein of 1229 amino acids.